Aspergillus costaricaensis CBS 115574 is the source of this 960-nucleotide messenger RNA. It is a transcript of the gene eng2, whose product is annotated as putative GPI anchored endo-1,3(4)-beta-glucanase. Gene Ontology annotation, molecular function: hydrolase activity, hydrolyzing O-glycosyl compounds. The transcript has a single exon. The record is from RefSeq and is a predicted model, not a curated record. The annotation marks the transcript as partial. NCBI's taxonomy places the organism in Eukaryota, Fungi, Ascomycota, Eurotiomycetes, Eurotiales, Aspergillaceae. Gene Ontology annotation, biological process: glucan catabolic process.
AUGCCUACCUCAUCCCUACUAUGGAGCGUAGGGUCGCUCGCUCUUUCAUCGAUGAUCUUGCCCGCCGCGGCCAGCGGUUAUCAACUUGUGGAAACCUGGAAGGGCGAGGAUUUCCUGACGGCUUUCGAUUUUUACACAGGCGCUGACCCCACGAAUGGAUUCGUCACGUAUGCGAAUCAAAGCUACGCCGAGAGCAAGGGGCUGGUCAAGGUCAACUCGAACGGUACCUUCUACAUGGGUGUCGACCAUACCACGAAGCUGAGCACCAACGGUCCUGGCCGGGAGUCGGUCCGCAUUGGGAGCAACAAGUAUUAUGACGAAGGUCUGUUCAUCAUCGACCUCGAGCACAUGCCCGGAAGUGUCUGCGGUACCUGGCCCGCCUUUUGGUCCACAGGCAAAGACUGGCCUACGGAUGGUGAGAUCGAUAUCAUUGAAGGUGUCAAUAAGAACGAAGCCAACGAGAUCGUCCUGCAUACGAGCGGUACCUGCCAAGUUUCCAGCCAGAAGAUGACCGGCACCCUUUCCUCCACAGAGUGUGGUGAAGACUCUGGUACUACUGGAUGUGUUGUUGAAGGUACUCAAGGUUCUUCUGGCACCCCGUUCAACGAGAACGGUGGCGGUGUCUACGCUAUGCAGUGGACAGAUGAGUUCCUCAAGUUCUGGUUCUUCCCCCGUGGUUCCAUCCCCACCUCUAUCACCAAAGGCGACCCCGAUGUCGCUGCUUUCGGCACUCCGAUGGCGCACAUGCAGGGCUCGUGCAGCAUCGCCGAACACUUCAAAGCCCAGCAGUUCAUCUUUGACACCACCUUCUGUGGUGACUGGGCUGGCGGAGUUUACAGCACCUCCGGCUGUCCUGUGAGCGAUAGCAGCAGUUCCUUCAAGAGCUGCGUUGCUUAUGUCGCCGAGAACCCAGCGGCUUUCGCCGAGUCGUACUGGGAGAUUAACUACAUAAAGAUUUAC